AUAUUAAAUUUUGGUUUCCCAACGUUAGUUGGCUGCACGAUAAAUAUCCACAACUUAAUAUUAUAAUCGAACAAGAAACUGUGAAAGAGUUUCAAAAUAAACUACCAUUUGUAUACAUGAUACCCGAAGGGCGAAAAGAUGAAUAUACAAGAGUCGUAGAUUUUGUUGUCACUCUGGGAGGUGACGGCACUAUAUUACAUGUGUCUUCACAAUUCGAUCAUUCCGUCCCACCUAUUAUCUCAUUCUCGAUGGGGACGCUUGGCUUCUUAUUACCAUUUCAUAUUCGACAGUAUGAGUCGGCACUGGAGUCUUUGAUCAAAGGUGACGUCUCUUUAUUACUGCGAAUGAGAUUGACAUGCUCAAUGUGGAACGCAGAAAGAAAAAGAAUUGUGCGGAAUGAUAAAGAAAUUGGAAAUUUACAAGCCAUGAAUGAAGUAAACUUACACAGAGGACGAUUUCCGCAUUUGACAGCAAUUAAUUGCUUUGUUGAUGAACAAUUCCUAACCAAUGCAGUGGCGGAUGGCUUGAUCACUGCUACACCUACCGGCUCAACUGCAUAUUCAUUAUCAGCUGGCACGUACUCAGUGGCGUCUAGUGGUCCAAUAAUACAUCCAUCUGUACAAAGUAUUUUAUUAACACCGAUUUGCCCACGAUCAUUGUCAUUCCGGCCAAUUUCAUUACCACCAACCGCGAAAAUCAAGAUGAAGAUUAGUGAGGAAAGUCGUGCACCAUUAGAGGUAACAGUUGACGGUAGAGUAAUAUGUAUGUUAGAUAAAGGAGAUUGUUUAGAGGCAAAAAUGUCACCCUAUCCAAUUCCAUGUGUUAACCGCGCCGGUGAGGGCGUGGAUUGGGUUAGAGAUAUUAAUGAGUUACUAAAGUGGAAUCAGAAUUUUGUGAAUAAGCAGCUACUUACUCAUUGGUG
Molecule: messenger RNA, 922 nt
Organism: Racocetra persica
Lineage: Eukaryota; Fungi; Glomeromycota; Glomeromycetes; Diversisporales; Gigasporaceae
Source: the annotation of a GenBank genome assembly